CAAGAGACCUCCUCCCCCACCCCCCUCCCCGGCACAACUUGAUUUCCUUCCAGUCGGGGGCAGAGGUGGUCUCCAUGUAGCUUCCCUAUGAGUUCCCGCCUCUCCUCCUCCCUAAGAAAAUCGAUCUUGGCUCUAUUUGUGUCUUAUGUUCGCCACCCCCAUUUCCCCCAGAGAGCGCUGGGUUUGUUUAUUUCUUUAUUUAUUCCCGGGGCCAAGGCAUCCUGGACCUGUGGCUGUGCAGACCCGGGACUCAUAGGCGAAGACGGAGAGAAAUUAACCUCCCGCCGCUGCCCCCUAGUCAAGCGUGACAACGCGCGGGCUGGUUGCGUGACUCGUGACGUCUCCAAGUCCUAUAGGUGCAGCGGCUGGUGAGAUAGUCGGUAUCGCCUAGUUGCCUCUUUAUUUUAUUGGGGUAUGCCUGGUAAUAAACAGUAAUAUUUAAUUUGUCAGAGACCACAAACCAACUUCGAGCUGGGAGGUACGUGCUCCUCUUGACAGACGCUGGAAGAAGGCCUGGCCUAAAAGGGGUCUCUUUGGGGAAUCCUUUACAAAAUUUUCACCUAAACUCCCCUUCCCAGCGAGGCACCCCUCCUGGCUUCUGCGCUGGAAAAAAGAGGUGCGAUUUUUGGAGAGCAGAACCUCGCGCGGCCACAGGGCCCUGGGUGCACCAUGGCUGACGCAGAGGAGGGCUUUGGCCUGGCGCACCCGCCUCUGGAGCCUGACUCAAAAGACCUGCCCUGCGAUUCAAAACAGGAGAGCGCACUAGGGGCUCCCAGCAAAUCUCCGUCCUCCCCGCAGGCCGCCUUCACCCAGCAGGGCAUGGAAGGAAUCAAGGUGUUUCUCCAUGAAAGAGAACUGUGGCUGAAAUUCCAUGAAGUGGGCACGGAAAUGAUCAUAACCAAAGCUGGAAGGAGGAUGUUUCCCAGCUACAAAGUGAAGGUGACUGGUCUUAAUCCCAAAACAAAGUACAUUCUCCUCAUGGAUAUUGUUCCUGCCGACGACCACAGAUACAAGUUCGCGGAUAAUAAAUGGUCUGUGACCGGCAAAGCUGAGCCGGCCAUGCCGGGCCGCCUCUACGUGCACCCGGACUCGCCGGCCACUGGGGCGCACUGGAUGCGGCAGCUUGUGUCCUUCCAGAAACUCAAGCUCACUAACAACCAUCUGGACCCAUUUGGCCAUAUUAUUUUGAAUUCCAUGCACAAAUACCAGCCCAGAUUACACAUCGUGAAAGCAGAUGAAAAUAAUGGAUUUGGCUCAAAAAAUACAGCCUUCUGCACCCACGUCUUUCCUGAGACUGCAUUUAUUGCAGUAACAUCCUACCAGAAUCACAAGAUCACGCAAUUAAAGAUCGAGAAUAAUCCCUUCGCCAAAGGGUUCCGGGGCAGCGAUGACAUGGAGCUGCACAGAAUGUCAAGAAUGCAAAGUAAAGAAUAUCCCGUGGUUCCCAGGAGCACAGUGAGGCAAAAAGUGGCCUCGAACCACAGUCCUUUCAGCAGUGAGCCUCGAGCUCUCUCCACCUCAUCCAACUUGGGGUCCCAGUACCAGUGUGAGAAUGGAGUCUCUGGCCCCUCCCAGGACCUUCUGCCCCCUCCCAACCCAUACCCACUGCCCCAGGAGCACAGCCAAAUUUACCAUUGCACCAAGAGGAAAGAUGAAGAAUGUUCCACCACAGACCAUCCCUAUAAGAAGCCCUAUAUGGAGACAUCACCUAGUGAAGAGGACCCCUUCUACCGCUCUAGCUACCCCCAGCAGCAGGGUCUGAGUGCCUCCUACAGGACAGAGUCGGCACAGCGGCAGGCCUGCAUGUACGCCAGCUCGGCGCCACCCAGUGAGCCGGUGCCCAGCCUGGAGGACAUCAGCUGCAACACGUGGCCCAGCAUGCCUUCCUACAGCAGCUGCACGGUCACCACUGUGCAGCCCAUGGAUAGGCUACCCUACCAGCACUUCUCUGCUCACUUCACCUCGGGGCCCCUGGUCCCCCGGCUGGCUGGCAUGGCCAACCAUGGCUCCCCACAGCUCGGAGAGGGAAUGUUCCAACACCAGACCUCCGUGGCCCACCAGCCUGUGGUCAGGCAGUGUGGGCCUCAGACUGGCCUUCAGUCCCCCGCCAGCCUUCAGGCCCCCGAGUUCCUCUACUCUCAUGGUGUGCCAAGGACUCUGUCACCUCACCAGUACCACUCUGUGCAUGGGGUUGGCAUGGUGCCAGAGUGGAGUGAGAACAGCUAAGCGAGGCCUGCUUCAUGACAGACAGACACUUGCCGAGAGAGAGGAGGGAGAGUGAGGGACAGAGACAAUAGCAAAGAGAACCCCACGGACAAGAUUGUUCAUUUCACCCAAAGGUCACAUCUGCACCCGAAGCCUCUGGACACUGAUCUAAUCAGUAGCUUGAAACCACAAUUCAAAAAAUGGGACUUUGCCGUUAUGUCUCAAAACUUAAAAAACAAACAAAAAAAUGAGUCCCACCCCCCACGACCACCGCACUUGUCCACCAGCCUCAUUCACACCAUACCUGAUGUCCUCCCCAAUUCCUUUUUAUGGGCUCCAGAAUGUCUAGCCUCACUAAGUUUUCUCCAAAUGCAUAGUUGGAGUCUUUCCUUGUCUUUGUGUUAAUGUUGACAAUGUUAUAUAAUAAAUAAUAAUAUAUUUUUUCUUUCAAUUUUCUUAACGGGACCCAGUCCCUUAUUUGGGGGGAGGCCUGAGGCAAGUAUGUUUCAAAAUGUGUACUUGUGGGAUUCCCCUCAAAUAAACCAUCCCUAAAGCCUAAAUUCACCACCUAAGAAAAGUACCUACCUCUGACAUGUGAUGUUUCUGAAAGGUUGCCCAGGUCCCAGCUUUUCUUCCACUUGUCCUGCCUUUUCCAGGAUCACGGCGCUCAGCUCUGCCUUCUACUUACCAGAGGGGUCAGGAUAACAUCGACCCCAUCUGGCAGCCUAUCUGAUUCAGCCCCACCAUCUUCCCAGCCCUGUGUCUUUCCAGCCAUCUGUCGCUAAAACGUGGCCUAUAGCUUCCCGUCCGGAAAGCUUGCUUUGAAAAACUUAAAAAGCCCGUUUACAUGCGGGAAGAACUGUGAUAAGCAGAACCCAAGCUCUGUGUGGACAAGAGUUGUGAACAAAAGCCAAAGUAAAUAUUCUUCCUGAUUGAAAAACAAAGCCAGCCCUGAGCUUCCGAACCUCCAUCGCCGAUGGCCCAAACGGGAUGCAAAGCAAAACCCACAAUUUCUCAAGAAAAGGCAAGACGUGCUCACUGGUUACUUCUCUCCAAAGAAAUCACUCCAGCACCAAAUGCUGACACAAAACUGUGUUUAUUGAAAGCAGAAAACAGUAUUAACAGAAAAGUGUGUAAGUAAAAUGUUAGGGUAGGGUUCUUCAGAUGUAAUAUUUUACUGGUACUAUUUAUUUAUAAAUAGGAAUUCUAAUUAAGUAAUAACAUGAAAUGAAAACCAGCAUGGGAGCUGGCCAAGAGCUUUUAAUUUUAUUGAUACUCAAAAUCAAGUUUGUGUUUUGUUUCUUUUUUUCUUUCGAAUGUGCUUUGCUUUCUUGAUUAAAAAAAGAAAUUUUUUUUUUAAACAGACCCUAAUAAAGAGAACAGGGUAAUAUGUGAGGCUGAGUAUGCCCAAGUACGUGAGAGAGUGUGAGUCUGUUUGUACGUGAGUGUCUUUAUGCGAUUAUGUCUUUUUAUGUUGCUAAGGGGGGAGGGUGAAAAUUAAGUACUCGUGCCUUAUACUUGUGUGCCAAUUAAUGCCUAAUAAAUACCAUGUGCUUUAAAAAGUA
Molecule: messenger RNA, 3770 nt
Organism: Galeopterus variegatus (Sunda flying lemur)
Lineage: Eukaryota; Metazoa; Chordata; Mammalia; Dermoptera; Cynocephalidae
Gene: TBX5
Product: T-box 5
Exons: 9
Coding region: 670-2226 (518 amino acids)
Biological process (GO): regulation of transcription by RNA polymerase II; cardiac left ventricle formation; positive regulation of DNA-templated transcription
Cellular component (GO): nucleus
Molecular function (GO): RNA polymerase II cis-regulatory region sequence-specific DNA binding; DNA-binding transcription factor activity, RNA polymerase II-specific
Source: RefSeq, a predicted model, not a curated record